This is a messenger RNA of Ostrinia furnacalis (Asian corn borer), 5869 nucleotides long. RefSeq names its product CREB-binding protein-like. NCBI's taxonomy places the organism in Eukaryota, Metazoa, Arthropoda, Insecta, Lepidoptera, Crambidae. The transcript is spliced from 21 exons. The coding region runs from base 206 to 5515 and encodes 1769 amino acids. Gene Ontology annotation, molecular function: zinc ion binding; chromatin DNA binding; protein binding. Gene Ontology annotation, cellular component: histone acetyltransferase complex; nucleus; transcription regulator complex. Gene Ontology annotation, biological process: positive regulation of transcription by RNA polymerase II. The record is from RefSeq and is a predicted model, not a curated record.
GGCCGCCGCGCCGCACCAGCCGCACCCGCCGCACCAGCCGCACGCGCCGCAUCAGCCGCCCGCCUCCGGCUCCAUCGCCGACCCGGAGAAGAGGAAACUGAUACAGCAGCAACUGGUGCUGCUGCUGCACGCACACAAGUGCCAGAGGCGGGAGUCCCAGUCGAACGGCGAGUCGUGGCAGUGUUCGCUGCCGCAUUGUAAGACUAUGAAGGGCGUGCUGAACCACAUGAUGUCGUGUCAGGCCGGCAAGAACUGUGCGGUGCCUCAUUGCUCAUCGUCGAGACAGAUCAUCAACCAUUGGAAGCAUUGUAACAAAAAUGACUGUCCUGUGUGUUUGCCUCUGAAGCAGGCGGACAGGACUAGAAAUAAUAAUAUGAACGCUAUGUUUUUUCCGAUCCUAGCAGCGGCAGUGAGUCACACGACGACCGGUGUGAGCACCGGCGGCGUGGGCUCGGUGGGCGGCGUGGGCGUGGGCGUGGUGGGCAACGUGGGCGUGGUGGGCAACGUGGGCGGCGUGGGCAACGCCGCUGGGGCCAUGCCCGGCGUCAACUCGCUGCCCGGCGUUGCGCCCGCGCCCUCCGCGCCUGCGCCUACUCCUAACACACAGGGUGCGGACAUGAAGCGCGCGUACGAGGCGCUGGGCAUCGCGUGCCCGACGUCGGUGUCGAACAUGACGGGCGGGUUCCCGCGCGCGCCGCUGGCCCGCAUGGCCGUGCCGCGCCCGCCGGGGCUCACCGACGUGGUGCCGCAGCAGCCCAUGCAGCAGCUGUUCCAGCAGACCCAGCAGGAUCUGCAGCAGCAGCAGCUGAUGACUGCGAAUACCUUACAACUACCCGGCGGGCCGGUCACUGCGAACCCGGCGUCUGGCACGAAAGAAUGGCACCAGUCUAUAACAGCCGAUCUCAGAAACCAUCUUGUUCAUAAAUUGGUGCAAGCUAUUUUUCCUACGCCAGAUCCUCAUGCAAUGUUAGAUAAGAGAAUGCACAACUUAGUAGCGUACGCGAGAAAGGUGGAGGGUGACAUGUACGAAAUGGCGAGCACGCGGUCGGAGUACUACCACUUGCUCGCGGAGAAGAUAUACAAAAUCCAGAAGGAGUUAGAAGAAAAGAGACAGAAGAGAAAGGAGCAGCAGCUGCAGGCGCAGCAACAACAGAAUCAGCUGACCCAAGGGCAGGGCAUUCCUCAGCAGCAAGUCAACGUGAUGUCUGGGGGUGGGGUGAUGACGGGCGUGCGACCGCCGGCGCCGAAUGCGGUAGCUGGGUUGUCCAGGCCACAGAUGCCGACGCAAUCAUUGCCGGGCAUGAGGAUCCCGUCGCCCGGACACGCGGGGAUGACCCUCGGCAUGCCCACCAACCGAAUGUCGUUCCCUACCAACCUCGUUGGGCCGCCAGGACCAAGUCCGAACCAAAUGCCUCAAACACCAAACGGCGGCACCGUGGUUGGCAACCCGGGUAUGUCCCCGUUCGGUCAGACGAUGACGUCACCCGCGUCCUACCCCGCGCUGCUGAGCAACGGCCCCGCCCCCCUCGCCUCGCCCAGUCAUCCCGAUACAAAGGUCCGGCUUCAAGGUCCCGUGCCGAACAGUCCGUUCGUGAACCACGCGACGUUCGCGGGCGCGUCGCCGGCGCCGGGCACGCCGCACACGCCGCUGGCGCACCCCAGCCCGGCGCCCGAGCGGCCCGCCUCCCGCCCGCCCGCGCCCGCCCCAGACCCGCCGCCGCCGCCCGAGAUAGACGACCAGGAGCAGGCGCAGGAGGUUCGAAUCAAACAAGAACCCGAAGAGACCAGAAUAAAAGAGGAGAUCGAGGAAGACUGCGGAGGCAAGGGUAUGCGCGACGAGCCGCCCGGCGACCCUGUCGAGCAUAGCGACUUCGUGGUCAAGCACGAAAUCAAGCAGGAGAUCAAACAAGAAAUUAAAGACGAGCCUGCAGAGGCCAGCUCCUUAGAGAACAAUACGGGCGAGCGCGGCGCCAGGAGAACCUUCGUCUUCAAGUCGGAGGAGCUCCGUCAAGCGCUCAUGCCGACCCUAGAGAAACUCUUCCGGCAGGAACCCGAGUCGUUGCCUUUCCGCCAGCCCGUGGACGCCCAGGCUCUCGGCAUCCCGGACUACUUCGACAUCGUCAAGAACCCCAUCGACCUGUCCACGAUCAAGAACAAGCUGGACCACGGCGAGUACAAGGACCCGUGGCAGUACGUGGACGACGUCUGGCUCAUGUUUGAAAACGCGUGGCUCUACAACAGAAAGAACUCCAGAGUCUACAGAUACUGUACCAAGCUGUCAGAGGUGUUCGAACAAGAAAUAGACCCGGUCAUGCAGAGUCUAGGCUACUGCUGCGGCAGAAAGUAUACGUUCAACCCGCAAGUGCUAUGCUGCUUCGGGAAGCAGCUGUGUACAAUCCCGCGAGACGCCAAGUACUUCAGUUACCAGAACAGUCUAAAAGCGUAUGGGGUUGUGUCCGAUAGAUACACCUUCUGCCAGAAAUGCUUCAACGACAUCCAGGGCGACACCGUCACGCUCGGAGACGAUCCGCUACAACCUCAGACUGCAAUCAAAAAGGAUCAAUUCAAGGAGAUGAAGAAUGACCAUUUAGAACAAGAACCGUUCGUCGUGUGUAUGGACUGUGGUAGAAAGCAGCAUCAGAUAUGCGUGCUGCACCAUGACCAAAUAUGGCCUCAGGGCUUCUGCUGUGAUAAUUGUUUGAAAAUGAAAGGAGCUAAGAGGAAAGAGAACAAAUUUUGUGCUAAGAAGCUGCCUACCUCGAAACUUGGCAUUUAUAUUGAGACGAGAGUCAAUAAUUUUCUUAAGAAAAAAGAGGCUAGUGCUGGUGAAGUGCAUAUCAGGGUGGUUGCGUCAUCUGAUAAGAUGGUGGAAGUAAAACCUGGCAUGAGAUCCAGGUUUGUGGAAUCCGGCGAGCUGUGCGCUGAAUUCCCGUAUCGGGCAAAAGCGUUGUUUGCAUUUGAAGAGGUUGACGGAACCGACAUUUGUUUCUUUGGCAUGCACGUACAGGAGUACGGCAGCGAAAGUCCUUCGCCCAAUACGAGGCGUGUGUAUAUAGCUUAUUUAGACUCUGUACAUUUCUUCCAACCUAGGUUGUACCGAACCGCUGUAUAUCACGAGAUUUUAUUAGGUUAUUUGGACUAUGCAAAGCAGCUGGGCUAUACGAUGGCCCACAUAUGGGCGUGCCCGCCCUCCGAGGGCGACGACUACAUUUUCCACUGCCAUCCGCCCGAACAAAAGAUUCCUAAGCCUAAAAGGCUGCAAGAGUGGUAUAAGAAAAUGUUAGACAAAGGUAUAAUAGAGAGGAUAAUAUUAGACUACAAAGAUAUUCUGAAGCAAGCGAUGGAGGACAGCAUCUCGUCCGCGGCCGAGCUGCCGUACUUCGAGGGCGAUUUCUGGCCCAACGUGCUCGAGGAGUCCAUCAAGGAGCUGGACCAGGAGGAGGAGGAGAAGCGCAAGCAGCUCGAAGCCGCCGAGGCAGUGAUAUUCCAGUCGUCAGAGGAAAACGAACAAGGCCCCGACGGCAAGAAGAAAGGCCAGAAGAAAGCGAAGAAAUCGAAUAAAUCAAAAGCCGCUCAGAGAAAGAACAGCAAGAAACAGAGCGACCAGCAGCAGGGUAGUGAUCUCAGUGCAAAGAUAUUUGCGACCAUGGAGAAACAUAAAGAAGUUUUCUUCGUAAUUAGGCUACAUUCCGCACAGUCCGCGGCGAGCUUAGCGCCAAUCCAAGACCCGGACCCGUUAAUAAACUGCGACCUGAUGGACGGGCGAGACGCGUUCCUGACGAUGGCCCGCGACCGCCACUACGAGUUCUCGUCGACGCGCCGCGCGCGCUUCUCCACCUUAUGCAUGCUGUACGAGCUGCACAACCAGGGCACGGACAAGUUCGUGUACACGUGCAACACGUGCAAGGCGCACGUGGAGACGCGCUACCACUGCACCGUGUGCGACGACUUCGACCUGUGCGUGCCGUGCUACGACAAGGAGGGCCAUCCGCACAAGAUGGAGAAGCUGGGCCUCGACAUCGACGUGGGCUCGUCGCCGGGCGACAUGAAGCAGGCCAACCCGCAGGAAGCGCGCAAGCUGUCCAUCCAGCGCUGCAUCCAGUCGCUGGUGCACGCCUGCCAGUGCCGCGACGCCAACUGCCGCCUGCCGUCCUGCCAGAAGAUGAAGCGUGUCGUCACGCACACGAAGAUCUGCAAGCGCAAGACGAAGGGCGACUGCCCUAUUUGCAAGCAGCUCAUCGCGUUGUGCUGUUACCACGCGAAACACUGUCAAGAAACAAAAUGCUCAGUGCCGUUCUGCAGCAGCAUAAAGCAGAAGCUAAAGCAGCAGCAGGUGCAGCAACGAGUGCAGCAAGCGAAGUUGCUACGGCGACGUAUGGCGGCCAUGAACACGCGCGCGUGUCCGGGCGCCUCGUCGCCGCCGCACCAGCCGCCCGCGCUGGCGUCGCCGCCGCCCUCCAAGCCGCAGCACUCGCUGCCGCACAACGUGCAGAAGGCGCUGCAGCAGGUCCAAGAGGAGGCGGCGCGACAGCAAGCGCCGUCGUACGGCAAACAAGGCGGCAUGGGCCCGCCGGGCGUCGGCGUGGGCGGCGUGGCCGGCGUGGGCGGCGCCGUGGGCGUGGCCGGCGCCGGCGUGGGCGUGGUCGGCAUGGGCGCGCGCGCCGACUGGGCGGCUCGGUACCGCGCGCCGCCGCCGCUGCACCACGCGCACCACGCGCGGCUGCCGCACCACCACCACCAGCCGCUGCACCAGCCGCACCAGCAGCACCCGCCGCAUCAGCAGCUGACGUCGCUGCAGCACCCCGCGCUCACGCACCAACAGCAAACCCUCCAACAACAAAGAGCACCCGCGCCUCAGCAGCAACAAACGCAACCUCAGAUGCACCAGAAGGCGUUGCAGCAGCUGAUGGCGACACUACGCUCGCCCACCACGCACAACCAGCAGCAGGAGAUACUACAGAUCCUCAAGUCCAACCCACCGCUCAUGGCCGCCUUCAUCAAACAAAGACAGAAUGCCCAAAACCAACAAGCCGCAGCGGGCGGUGUAGGCGGCGUGGGCGGCGUGGGUGGGCCUGGUGUGGGCGCGGUGGGCAGCGUGGGCGGAGUGGGAGGCGUGGGCGGCGUGGGUGGCGUCUGCGGCGUGGGCAUGGGCGGCGUGCCGCAGCAGCAGCCGCUGCAGCACAUGAUGCAGCCGCAGCAGCAGCAGCGGCUGCAGCAGAUGCACCAGAUGCUGCCGCAGCAGCAGCAAGUCGGUGGCGUGACGCAAGUCCCGGGCGGCGUGGCGGGCGGCGUGGCGGGCGGCGGGCCGGGCGCGGGCUGGUACAAGCAGGGCGCGGGGCUGAUGGGGCUGCGCGCGCCGUUCGCGGCGGGCGCGCGGCGCUUCGGGUUCGGCGGCGGGCUGGCGCGCUCGCCCGAGGGCACGGCGUCGCCGCGGCGGCCGUCGCCCGCGCCCGAGGAGCAGCUGGCGCCGCUGACGCCGCAGGACCAGCUGACCAAGUUCGUGGAGCAGUUGUAGGGGCGGGCGCUGUACAUAGCGCGAGCGCGCCCGCCGUCCGCCCCGAGCCGAGCGCUCGAUGUACAAAUUGUAAAUAUGAGGAACCGCGUCCUGUCCGCUUCUGCGUAAUGUGAGUUGUUCGUAGUGUAGGUACGUUAUGAUACUUAUUCUGUUUAUUGUAAUUAAAUCAUUUUAUAAUAUAAUUAUGUGAUCAUUAUAAAACCGUUGUUUCUGUUCCUCCCCGGACGUGCGCGGGCCGCGGCGCCCCGAGACUCUGUGUGAAGACCGAUAUGCUUGCCGAUAAUGCCUUAAAUUUUUAUUGUAACCGAGACCGAAAGUAUUGUUGAGUAGUAUUUAAAAAUAGAAAAUAUUUCC